Messenger RNA from Camponotus floridanus (Florida carpenter ant), 2671 nucleotides. It is a transcript of the gene Dok, whose product is annotated as docking protein 1. The record is from RefSeq and is a predicted model, not a curated record. The transcript is spliced from 4 exons. Gene Ontology annotation, biological process: positive regulation of MAPK cascade; cell surface receptor protein tyrosine kinase signaling pathway. Lineage: Eukaryota; Metazoa; Arthropoda; Insecta; Hymenoptera; Formicidae. The coding region runs from base 372 to 2045 and encodes 557 amino acids. Gene Ontology annotation, cellular component: cytoplasm.
GACAGUCACGAAUAUUGGUAGGAAGCAGGAAGAGGAACAGGAGUCGAGAGGAACGCGUUAUGCACGCGCGCGUGUGUAUAUGUCGUACAUUGCACAGCAUACGGCAGCGUACUCCAGUGCAGUGUCCGUCGUUGACGUUCUUCGUGUCGCCACCUCGUCAAAUGUCAAACGUCGUCCUAGCGUUACCCACGAGCUGAGUCUUGCAAAGCGAGAAGAGCUGUCGACUGCGAGCAAGAGAAUCACUUGUUUGUUCACAGCAGCCCGGGAAGACCCACGGAGGAGAUCGACGAGAAAAGUCUUGUGGUGAAAGUGGAAAAAGUAUUGUCCACGAGGAACAUUCUUCGCGCCGAUGAACUCUUCGAUCGCCAGCAAUGGAGCCCGAGGAACCUCUGAUACAAGGGAUUCUGUUGUUACCGCCGCAGGGAGUGUUAGGCCAACUCAAGAAAACAUGGCACAAGAAAUUUUGUCAACUGUUCAGAACGAGCAACUAUGGAAUUAAACGUGUUGAGAUCUACGAUAGUCAAGAAGAAGCGAUAUUACAAUCUCAUUCUCCACGUAUCAUCACGCUAGACGCUUGUAUAAAAAUUGCACCCAGCAAUCAAUCACAUGUCUUUACUGUGGUGACUAAAUCAGGAAUAUAUUAUUUUGGCUGUUAUUCGGAAAAUGAGAUGACUCAUUGGAUUACAGCAUUUCAGUUGGUUGCUUUCAAAGAUAGUGUAUCAAAUCAAACAAUAGAAGAAAACAAUGAUCUGUAUUGCACUACUGGAGAAGGUGUAUUUUCUGUAAAAGUUAUAGAAACGGAUGCGUCUAAGCGAUGUGGACUCGAAGUAAGAAACUAUACAUUAGUAGUUGCUGCCGUGGAUAUGAAAUUAAUGGACGGUGACAUUGUCCUAUUCACAUGGCCAUAUAAGUAUAUUAGAAGAUACGGAUACAGAGAUGGAAAAUUUAUCUUUGAAGCUGGAAGGAAAUGUGAAUCUGGUGAAGGUGCGUUCCACUUGGAGUAUAGUAGCCAACAAGAGAUCUUUCGAUGCAUAUAUUCAAAAAUGAGAUCUAUGAAAAAGCUAUUAAACGAAGAGAAUAGUCCAAACAUAGAAUGCAAUGACGCUCAGUAUCACGCAGCUUUGUCUAUGGAAGCUGGCUCUAGAGCGGCUUUACCUCCAUCUCCAAAUAACUCUAAUAAUCUAAUCGAUAUAGAUUUCCCUGUGCCACAGAGUUCUCAAAAACCAUUAACCUCAUCGUCAUCUAAUUCAGAUUCUACCUUGUCAAGCAAAUCGAUAAAUAAGUCUAAACCAGCUAAGCCACCACGAAAAUAUUUUGGUAAUCUGCUGGAAAAGAAGAAUCUCGAUUCGGAAUUUCUAGAUUUACCUACGUGCGGGGAAUACAGAACAUUAAGUCAAGCUAAUUCGCCGGAAUUAUCUCACAAGUCCAUGUGCAGUGUUAUGCGUGAAGAAGAGGAGAAACAUCCGUACGAUCAAGUCGAAAUAAGAAACGAUGCGUGGAAAACGCACGGUAUCGAUAGCGUUCAUCACACCGAGAGAAUAAAUUCGAGUUUGCCCGGAGAACGAGACAAAGAGAAUGAUAAUGACGAUGUACAAUACGAGCUCAUGAUGCCGAUACGAAAUCAUGAUACGUCAUUCCAAAAUUCAAAAUGCAAGAGUAAGUGCGGCGAUUCCGCGUCAUCAAUACAAAAUAUCGCCAAAACAGAUGAGUCAGAUUAUGAUAAAUUGGAGCACUUUGGAUCCGUAACAAAAUUCGGUCCGAAGCCUACAUACAAGUAUACGAAUUCCUCGCAAAGCCUACAUUCCAACGCGUCUCAUGGGGAAAGUUCUAAUCUUAUUAAUCCAGCAUGGUCCAAUUAUGAUAUCGUCGAGGAUAUGUCUGCCGUUAGAUUAGCCGAUGACAGUCAUCUGGGUUACGGAAUUAUCCGUAAAAAACAGGAUUCUUCCGAGACGACUUUCGCCGGAAGUAAUAUCGCGAGUGGUCCGCAACAUAAGGUUUUUAAUAACAGCGAAUACGCGAUUGUAUCGAAACCAAAAAGGGUAUAAGAUAUCCCCAAACAUUCGAGUACAUUGGAACCUCUCAGAGAGAAGAUAAUCUGUGAGAAUAAACCACGAAAGAGUAUAUUGUGUCCUUUCAUACAUAAAUAAUUCCCGAAUAACAUGAAUAGAGAUAAAGAUCUAGCCGAAUAACAAUGCACAGUUACGAGUGUAUAAUAUUUAAUAAUUUCUUCUAAUAGCGUAAAAAGGACAUGUUCAUACAAAUUUCGCAAAUAAUGUGUGGAACAAUACUUUCUACUGCUCUAAAUAAUGGGAUGAAAUAUAGUCUCGUUAUGGUAUAUGAGAAUCCUGUAAGAUCUACUUUUAAGAGGUUCCAGUGUAUCUUUUUAAAGUAUUAUAAUUGCGCGACAAAUUCUCUUUAAAUUUACAUUUCCAAAACUUUUGUUCUCUUAUAUAAUUAAUUAUAAGAAUGUGAAGAAUAUGCUAGUCUGUGCCCACGAGUCUGUGGCUCGAGUAAAUUUAUUUCUCGCUUUACAAAAUUUCACUAAAAUCAUUCGUUUUCUGUAUCUAUUAUUUAUAAAGAUAGAGAGAAAAAAAGAGACUUAGUCUUUUUAUUAAAAUUUAAGCAUCUAAAAAUCCUACAAUUGUGCCUUCUUGUGAAAGAUUUUAUAUUA